Molecule: messenger RNA, 1745 nt
Organism: Magallana angulata
Lineage: Eukaryota; Metazoa; Mollusca; Bivalvia; Ostreida; Ostreidae
Product: L-proline trans-4-hydroxylase-like
Exons: 9
Coding region: 105-998 (297 amino acids)
Source: RefSeq, a predicted model, not a curated record
GUGAUAGAAGGAAGUCUCUAUGAAAACCCUAGAGAUCUUCCGAAGACGCAGUUAGGUCAAAGGAAAAAUAGGUCGAUAAAGAUAUCAUUCUUUGUUGAAGAGCAAUGGCUACAGAGGCAGACUUUACGUAUGACGAAGCAACAUUUGAGGUCACAGAUAAGAUUCUGAAGGCCUUCACAGAACAGGGAUAUAUUAUGUUAAGGGGUUUGUUUAACCCAGAGGAACUGAAGAAAAUUAGGAGUGUUCUGGAGGAAACUGACUUGGUGCCUAAGCAUGGAUAUGGAAUUCCGGACGCCACUGGGAGGAUGCCCAAGAUGGUGCUGUGGCGGGCCCCCGGGACAGAUGUUACUGGGAUGGUGUGUCGCUGUGAGAAAGUGGUCACUACUUCCGAAAAGCUGCUGGGAGGAGAGGUGUACCACUACAGCACAAAGCUCAUGAUGAAGGAACCACUGAUUGGGGGCCGCCAGGAGUGGCACCAGGAUUAUGGUUACUGGUAUCAGAAUGGUUUGUUGUUCCCAGACGCCUUGAGUGUGUUUGUAGCCAUCGACAGGUGUAACAAAGCCAAUGGAUGCCUACAGGUGUUACCUGGUUCUCACAAAGUCGGCCGCAUUGAACACAAGUUUGUGGCCGGUCAGACAGGGGCGGACCUGGAGAGGGUGGAGCACCUCAAGAAGGUGUUCCCCCUGACCUACAUGGAGAUGGAGCCAGGAGAUGCACUGUUUUUUCACAGCAAUGUCCUGCAUGCUAGUGAUGCCAAUAACAGUUCCAACAGGAGGUGGGCCCUGAUCAUGGCUUACAACAGAAAAAGCAACAACCCCCUUGAAAGUCUGGCUCCUCCAUUCCCACGCUACACACCUCUGGAAAAGGUACCAAACUCGGCCAUCCUUGACUGCACCAACCUGACAGAUUUCUCUGGGAAAGAGUUCUUGGAUCCCACAGCGGACAAGACGGUGAAGGCAGACACAUCCAACCGGAGCGAACAGGCUACCAAGGCCUAGGGCCGGGACAGGGGGGUCUCUCACUGGUGACGGUACGGAGCAGGAGAACAAAGUACCAGAGGGUCGUACACACCGCUGAACUAUCAGCUACAGUGUAUAUGGGGUCUGACUAUUAUACUAGGUUUGAUAGACUUACAGAAUCAGAAUUUUUUCAGCAAUUUUUUUCAUUAUUUUAAAUGAUUUCCUGUCAUAAAUAAAUGUGAUAUUUAUUCAUUCCACUCUUUCAUUACGUUAGUUACGCAUAAAUUGCAAGCUUGUUUGAUUGAUAAGUGUUUUAUUAAUUGAAUUUGUUUACAUUUAGAAAUAUUAAGUAUUUUAAAACCUACAUUGAGGGCAAUUGUACAAAUGGUUUAGACUUGGGAUUUAAUUGUGUAUUUUUAAAAGUGUACUAUGGUAAUUAUUUGCAAAACGUAAAGGUUUUUUUCCCUACCUAUAUUAUCCUAUUUUGAAAAUAAUUAUAUUAAGAGGUAAAUAAUUUAAGCGAGUGCAAUAUUAUUUCUAUUACUUCAUGUUUUUGAUAUCUUUUAUCAUUUGUUACAGUGUUAUAUUUCUGUGACUAUCUUUGUUGCUUGUGAAGAAUACGGUAAAGAAUCAUGGCAAUAUAUAUUUACUCAUAAUAUCUACAGUAUCUGGUUGCUUGUAAAUUAAAAAUUGUAUUUACUUAUUGGGUUUCUGUGAUUUUCAAAUAUAUGUUUACAACCUGUCAAAAACAUGUCUAUUUAUAAUAAUAAAAUCUAUGAUAUAUUA